This is a messenger RNA of Acaulospora colombiana, 1149 nucleotides long. NCBI's taxonomy places the organism in Eukaryota, Fungi, Glomeromycota, Glomeromycetes, Diversisporales, Acaulosporaceae. The record is from the annotation of a GenBank genome assembly.
AUGGAUUUUGAUGAAAUUAUAGAAAUUUGGUGGAUUUUGGUGGAGAUUGUGCGAGGGGAUUUUUGCCUCAUGGCUGGCUCGUUUGGUUCGGCGGAGAAAUGCGGUGGGCAGAAGAGCGAGCCUCAAGGACGAGAAGUCGAAUCGCGACUGACUCGCUCGGGUGGAAAUGAAGUGCUGCUAGCGAUCUCGUAUCGGUGGCGUACGACGUUGGACACGACGAGCAUAGGUAGGCGAAAGUUGCGCUCGUCAGAGUCGGAGAUCUAUCUGUCUGCUAUUGUGCCAUACCCUCGCUACAUGGUUGAAGCGAGAGCGUGUAGCAUGAUAAUCGAGAUCCGUGCUACACGCAUAGAAACCAUUCUCAAGACGAAUCACCAUCCUCUGACACACAGCAACGAAGCAAAGGCCCGACAGCAAAAGGAAGGCAAGAAGGCCCCCAUCACACAUCUUGUAAACGUGAGCGACUCGAGCCGACAAUUCUGCAAAGGCAAAGGGGGGCGUGUCCCUGCGGGGUCGGACGCAGACCAUCCUAUCCCAAUCCCCGCUACUACAACCACAUCCACCAAUCCUACUCCAAAUUCUACAAUCCAUUUCACGACCAAAGCGAACCAUCAUGCGCAUGCGUUAAAAGUGCUGACCUCGAAUUCUCCCCCUUCUCAUCAAGACCCAUUCCCGUCGGCUGAUGCGAGGAACGAGAAAGAGCAUGCCUCGGCUGACACCGCACCCUUUGGAUUCGAUUCAAAUGUUGACAAGAAGCAGGGUGGACGUAAAAGUGGAGGAGCCGGUGUGGGUGGAGAAGGAGAAGAGAAGAAGGUGGUGGCGAAUGGCAUAGGCGAUCCAGAGAAGCAGCACCUACAACAACAACAUCUUCGACACGAUAAAGAAAAAAGAUUACUGGCUCCGACACCACCGUUAAGGGAUAAUAAUGUUCCUUCGAGCGCUUCGGACGAGUCGACGGCGGUGGACGCGCUCACGAUUACCGCGAAUGAAGGAGAGGGGGACCCGAGUAAUCGGCCAGACGAUAAUAGUACGGAGAUCAAUGAUGGGCGGCCCUUACUCUUGGGCAAACGCUUGGCCGUGCUCAUAGCGUACGUGUUCUACUCUCAUUCCCUUUAUCACGCUCCCUUUAUUGCGGUUGCAAUUGUGUCACUG